CGCCCACGUAGGCAUGUGCCGUUAAUUGCUCAGAACAGGAACACGUAGCCAUCAUGGGGCCACGAAAUCAGUUGCUUGGACAACCGAAAGAAAUGACCCGUCCGGCAGGCCUCUGGAGUCGUUUGCUGGCACCAUUACAACGGUUUGGCGUGGACCUAGCUGUCCUAACAUUCCUCGUAGUUGCCGGGACAAUCUACGGCCUUUUGAAGUUGUACGGCGCUCAAAACUACCCACAAAAGAACAUUUCGGCCCAAAGGGAGCAUAUUCCAAGGAGCUUCUACGACGCGGACAACAUAUCGGGGUACAGCGAUAACAUAGUGCCGGACAUACUGCACUUGGUAAGGUUCAAUAGACCCGAGGUGGACUUUAUUGACGUGGUGGCGUUCCGCUCCAUGUACUUGAACCACCGGCCCGAAAAGAUAUACGUUCACUGCAGUCCUUGCGGCUUUGUAGGGAACCACACUCGCUUUCUGGAAGGCAUCAACUUCACCUUCAUGCCUGCAGUUUUCCCCGAGGAGGUUUUUGGCAUACCUAUAAAGGACUCUCACCACGCUACCGACGUGCUCCGCAUCAAAGCUCUGAUGAAGUACGGAGGCUACUACUUUGACAAAGAUGUGUUCGUGAUUCAAUCUCUGCGACGCUUCCUCCGAUACGAGGCAACCAUGGCCAUUUGCGAUCGCGACAACAUGGGAAACCAGGCGAUAUUCUCUCACAAGAAUUCGCGCUUCCUUCGUCUCUACCUCGACACCUACCGUCAGUUCAAUGACUCGCUUUGGUAUUGGAACGCGGGCCAGGUGCCCUUCAAGGUUCUGUUCCAACCCCAUCCGCACCUCGUCCAUGUAAUGUACUACGGCCUGGAAACCGGAUGGGACAUGGUGGGCGUCCUGUACGAGCCGCACGCCUACCCGUACUGGCGCAACGCUUUUGCCCUACACUUCCUGUGGCGUUCACGCUCGGCGUCGCCACACGAUGCAUUGCACGCCGCACCGUUUAACGAAACCAACAUCCGAGACGUCGACAAUGCCUUUGGAGAGAUAGCGCGCUCGGUUCUGUUCGGAACGUCCGCCUUCGUGCCCCCGGAGGCCCCCAUCCUGAGCGUCGCCGAGCUCGCGGCCAGAAAGGACCGGGGCGAGGACCUGACCAGCGUGCGCCCUAGAAAUGAGCGGCCAUUUUAUUACCCCGUGAUCAACACCACCAAGUUUAAACGCCAUCACUGACGCAAGCUCACACGGAUAUCGUUUACGCGGUGCUCUUAAAUUUUGAAUAACUUCACAACUUAAAAAAGUGUUUUGGUUUGCCGAACAGGGCCAGCGUGCCUAGGCUGAAGUGUUGUGAUGUAUAGCGUAUAAAAAGUUUGUUGAGCUUUUGCAGCGGCAACUGUUAA
Molecule: messenger RNA, 1384 nt
Organism: Dermacentor albipictus
Lineage: Eukaryota; Metazoa; Arthropoda; Arachnida; Ixodida; Ixodidae
Source: RefSeq, a predicted model, not a curated record